AUGACAAGCCUCAAUAUCACCCGACAAGCAACCCGACUCAACUCCUUCAACUACACCUCUUCAACACGAGUAUCGCCCAACUGGACGUACCGCGCCUCGCAUUCGCUUCGAGUCAAACCUCGACUGAUCCAUUCGGGAUCUAAUCCCUCUCCGCCACCACCCAAAAAACGGGAACUUGUCGACAUCGCCCUCAUUGCUGCUGGUUUCUUUUCGAUCGGAGCUACCGUCCUUUGGUCCAUUGGCUUCAAUCCAAUAGACAGAAGAAAGUGGAUGACCCUCUAUUUGGGGCCGUACAAAGCGGAGAACAAUUCGAAAUCCCGAUCGCCAGCCAGUGAUACUGGCUCUCCUGGUGCCAAGAAAAUGUUGACCAUGUUAUCGACUCAGGAGGUGAAUCAGCAUCCCUCAAUCUUAUCCUCUAAACAGCGGGUCUUGGCUAAGAAUCAAGUCGCGGUGGCCGAUCAAGUGGAAGUAAUCUGCCCUCCCGGAGGUUUCACGCCCACCGCGCAUGAUCCUCAAGUGUCUUCGCGCAUGAUCCUCAAGUGUCUUCGCGCAUGA
Messenger RNA from Puccinia graminis f. sp. tritici CRL 75-36-700-3, 555 nucleotides. RefSeq lists its product as uncharacterized. NCBI's taxonomy places the organism in Eukaryota, Fungi, Basidiomycota, Pucciniomycetes, Pucciniales, Pucciniaceae. The record is from RefSeq and is a predicted model, not a curated record. Bases 1 to 555 code for a protein of 184 amino acids. The transcript is spliced from 2 exons.